AUGCCCGACCUUGACGGCGGAUCGGUCGUCGCCUGGAUGUACGACAUGGACGCAGCACGUGGAUGCGGCACACUGACCAAUUUCGCGGACUUCACAAAGCACACCAAGGGGAGCGCCUGUCCCCGGUGUGAUACGCCGUUCUUCAAAGAAGAAACCAAUGUCCGCAAUCUCUUCAGCAAAUGGUUGAGUGACGCCGCACUCACACUAUCAUCGACUAUCGACUGCGAAGGCUGUGGGGCACUGUGUUGCAUUUACUGCGCACAAAAGCACCCCAUAGAGCCAGCAGGCUAUGCCAAGUACGGAUCGCAUAGCCUCUCUUGGUGUUGUGAUGACGGCCGCCUCUUUCUCAUCUGGGCGUUGCUGUGCGGAUUCGACCAAUAUGCGAAGGAAUGCAGCGACAUCGAAAAGAAGCGCAAGCCAUCGGCAUCGAAGUCAAAUGGUCAAAUUAAGAAUCGCGCACAUGACGAUAGUGCAACACCCAAGGGCAGGCACCAUCUGCUCUCCAGCGGUAUUGGUUACGGACGGCAUGGUAGUCCGCAAGAAUCUAUCGAGGGUCCCGAUCAAUCAGGUAAUCAGUCUUCGUUGUGGAGGCUGAGCGCACAGCGCGCCGCAGAUGACACGGGCACAAUGACCCUGACGCUUUUGCAAUAUCUGCUUCCGUCUAUUGAUCGCAAGACACGCUUCGACAUUGACACUCCAGGCGCGGUGCUUGAGAUGCUUAUGAACAGCAAGGUACUCAGCUACUGCGCUGAGCUACUGCGGAACGACCAACUCGUCGACAUUACCAGGCGCAAGCACGUCUACAUGUCUUUGACCAAAUUUCUGGAAACGAUUGGCUCGCAUUCCAGCACGAACGAAGCACUAUUCUCGCCCCACAUUAUACGCCCUGACAUGGUCAAUAUCUUGACACUAUCACUCUGCGAUGAUGUUACUGCACCGAAAGAAAAAGGUCCUAUACUGGCGGCUUGCUGUCGUAACCUCUUUGCACAAAGCUCUGUGUUUCUGAAGAAUGCGGAGGCAAACAAGCAAGACUUCCAAGAUGACGAAGGCCAGGAUAUGAUAGCGAUCUGUCGCGAAGUAUCACUUCUUGCAGAGUUGGUCGAGCUAAACACUACAUCGGCCGCCAGGGAUCUUGCAGUGAAAGAAUUACCUGGCAUCCGAAUCAAAUCGACUUACAAGUACGCCGAAAAAGGAGCAAAGCUCAUGCAGUCUCCGCCAGGACGACUCAAACGCUUGAUCAUCGAGAUCACGACACUCCAAACAAGUCUUCCCCCGGGAAUAUAUGUCCGCUAUGCCGAAGACAGGCCUGAUAUCCUCAAGUGCGUCAUCACCGGCGCUGUUGGCACUCCUUACGAAAACGGACUGUUCGAGUUCGACAUAUACUGCAAUGAGAACUUCCCAAACGCACCUCCCGAUGUUACAUUCAAGGGCACAGGAGGCGGCAAGAUAAGCAUCAAUCCGAACCUGUACAGAAACGGCACCGUGUGUCUCUCUUUACUCGGAACCUGGCCAGGAGAGUCUUGGAACCCUGCAGUAUCGACACUGCUGCAGGUCCUGGUAUCCAUCCAAGCCAUGGUACUGUGCGAGGAGCCAUGGUACAAUGAACCAGGACGAGAGACGCAGUAUAGAUCUGGCAAGAAUAGUCCUUCAGGAGCCUACAACGCCGACAUCCGUAAAUUGACGGUCCGCUACGCUCUACUGGAUUGGCUUGACAAACCCUCGAGCCUCUGGCAAGACGUCGUAGACUACCACUUCAAGGAGCACGGCAAUGCUAUUCUACAGACGGUUGAGCAGUGGGCAAAGGAGGCGGAUAUACCAAACACACGUCGUGUAUCUUGGUCCGAGAUUUACGAAGGCGAUAUUCGGCCGGUUCGUGACACUCUGAGUGUGGGCAAUAUGCUUUCAAAGGUGGAGGUUGCGCUGUACAAAUACGGCACCACUUUCAGGAUCACCUACGUCGCGCCUGUCGUCGAUGAAAAUAAGCUGCCGCCUGUUCCUAAGGUCCAACUUCCGCCUCCACCCCAGCUUCCGCCUCCGCCUCUGAUGUCGUUCGGCAGUAUGCAUUACGGUAUGCCGUUCCCGCCUCCACCUUACAGCCACACAUGGUUACAGAAUACCCCGCAAUCGCCCAUUCCGCUGCCUUCGUUGCCCCCUCCGGCCCCGAGUUGGUCGAGCUUGGUUGCGGCCGACUUUCCACAGCACAGUUUCGGUUCACAUCCGCCGCCUCCGCCAUCGUACUUCUCCAACGAUCAGUUUGCACAGGCGAUGAAUGCGACUGCCCCGACUAUGGCAUAUCCAGGUAGGGGUGGUCACGCAGGAGUGCCCGUGAACUCUCGUGGCCGUGGUGGUGGUAGUGGUGCAGAGACACGUGGUGGGCGCGGCGGUCUUGCUCCUGGUCAUGGUCGUGGGCAAGUUGUACCAGUAUUUCAGCUCGGGAGUGAACUACCUACAGGUCCCUAUGGAGGCCGUGGUGGACAUGGAGUUUGGGGUGUAGGUGGUGGACGUGGUGGACGUGGCGGUCGUGGUGGACAUGAUGGACCCGGUGGACGUGGUGGGCGUGGUGCUGGCAAUUUGCCUCCCGCUUAGGAAUGGUAGAGGCAGAGCAUAUGCGAGAGGCAUUGGAUCCGUCUACUCAUACGUCGACGUUGAACAGCAUGAUCGCAUGUUAAUAGGAUGGUCUCGCAUACACAUGGACGCGAGCGCAUAGCUGAGAGUCAUUACAUUCUCGAAUUCUGUAGAUGGCGUGGCUUAUCGAAUACGAUAGAGUCAAGUUUC
Pyrenophora tritici-repentis Pt-1C-BFP is the source of this 2775-nucleotide messenger RNA. The record is from RefSeq and is a predicted model, not a curated record. Lineage: Eukaryota; Fungi; Ascomycota; Dothideomycetes; Pleosporales; Pleosporaceae.